This is a messenger RNA of Orcinus orca (killer whale), 4221 nucleotides long. RefSeq names its product beta-1,4-galactosyltransferase 1 (gene B4GALT1). The transcript has 6 exons. Bases 205 to 1413 code for a protein of 402 amino acids. Gene Ontology annotation, molecular function: cytoskeletal protein binding; beta-N-acetylglucosaminylglycopeptide beta-1,4-galactosyltransferase activity. Lineage: Eukaryota; Metazoa; Chordata; Mammalia; Artiodactyla; Delphinidae. Gene Ontology annotation, biological process: carbohydrate metabolic process; protein N-linked glycosylation. The record is from RefSeq and is a predicted model, not a curated record.
AGCCCCUAGUCUGCACUUUGCUUGCUGGGCUGCUGAGUCGGCCAGAGUCUGAGUUCCGCCGCCUGCCCGCCGGCGCCGCUCCCUCGCCCCCUCCCCCGAUCCCUCCCCCAGUCGCAGUCUUGUGGCAGUGUCUGGCCGGAGGCCCGCGGGCGGGCCGCCCUCCCCGCGGUAGCCCACCCCCCCUCUUAAAGCGGCGGCGGGAAGAUGAGGUUUCGGGAGCCGCUCUUGGGCGGCAGCGCCGCGAUGCCGGGCGCGUCCCUGCAACGGGCCUGCCGCCUGCUCGUGGCUGUCUGCGCGCUGCAUCUUGGCGUCACCCUCGUCUACUACCUGGUCGGCCGCGACCUGAGCCGCUUGCCUCAGCUGGUCGGAGUCCCCACACCGCUGCAGGGCAGCUCUAACGGCGCCGCCGCCAUCGGGCAGCCCUCGGGGGAGCUCCAGCCCCGAGGGGCCGCACCGCCACUGCCUUCGCGCACCUCUUCCAAGCCGCGCUUGGGUGGCGCCUCCAACCCCGACGCGGACUCUCGCCCCGGCCCCGGCCCCGGCCUCGGGAGCAACUUGACUUCGGCCCCAGUGCCCCCCGCCACAGCACUGUCGCUGCCCGCAUGCCCUGAGGAGUCCCCGCUGCUCGUUGGCCCCAUGCUGAUUGAGUUUAACAAAGCUGUGGACCUGAAGCUUGUGGAGGAGCAGAACCCGAAGGUGAAGGUGGGUGGUCGCUAUACCCCCAAGGACUGCAUCUCUCCUCACAAGGUGGCCAUCAUCAUUCCGUUCCGCAACCGGCAGGAACACCUCAAGUACUGGCUGUAUUAUUUGCACCCAAUCCUACAGCGUCAGCAGUUGGACUAUGGCAUCUAUGUUAUCAACCAGGCUGGAGAAUCCAUGUUCAACCGUGCGAAGCUCCUCAACGUUGGCUUUAAAGAGGCCUUGAAGGACUAUGGCUACAACUGCUUUGUGUUUAGUGACGUGGACCUCAUUCCAAUGAACGACCAUAACACCUACAGGUGUUUUUCACAGCCACGGCACAUUUCUGUAGCAAUGGAUAAGUUUGGAUUUAGCCUACCUUAUGUGCAGUAUUUUGGAGGUGUCUCUGCUCUAAGUAAACAACAGUUUCUCACCAUCAAUGGAUUUCCUAAUAACUACUGGGGCUGGGGAGGUGAAGAUGAUGACAUUUUUAACAGAUUAGCUUUUAAAGGCAUGUCUGUAUCUCGCCCAAGUGCCGUGAUCGGCAAGUGUCGGAUGAUCCGCCACUCAAGAGACAAGAAAAAUGAACCUAAUCCUCAGAGGUUCGACCGAAUUGCACACACAAAGGAGACAAUGCUCUCCGACGGUUUGAACACACUCACCUACCUGGUGUUGGACGUGCAGAGAUACCCGUUGUAUACCAAAAUCACAGUGGACAUCGGGACACCGAGCUAGCAUUUUGGUGCAAUGAUAAGAGACCUGAAAAUGGCCAGGGACCUCUGCUGUGUGUCUCUGCCAAUCUCCUGGGCUGGUCCCUCUCAUUCUUACCAAUCAGAGUGAUAGACCCUCUCGGCUCAUCAUUCAGACGCCUUUCCAGACGACCAGGACGAGUGGGAUAUUCUGCCUCCAACUUGGCUCGGCAUGUGACUUCUUAGCCCCACGAGGUGUAUGUAAGCAUAGCAACUGUCAGCCUUUGGGGGGUUCUCAACAUGUUCACAGUGUCACCCCAAAGAAUCAGAGCUAUACACAGCCCCAAAUUUGGUGACUGUGGGACUCAUUCCCUGUGAAAAACUGCUAAUUUGUUGUGAUAUAGGUAAGAAUUUUGCUUUAAAUUGUGGUAUUAUUACUUUAUGAAAAAUUGGAGAGUGCUGCUGAAAUUGGAUUGGUGUGAUGUUUUUUCGGUGUCACAUUACAAAAAAAACCACACGAUUUCAACCAUUCUCAUUUUACCCCCUUCUCCCCACCCUCUUUCCGUGGUAUGCAACUGUUACAAUCACUGUGUGUGUGUGUGUGUGUGUCUUUCCUUAGCAAAAGAAUUUUAAAACUUGAGCCUUGGACCUUUCACCCUGCUAACAUGUAAAUUCCAAGGCGACUUUAGCCACCAGAGCAAAAGUCUUGGGUGUUCUCACAUUCAGUGGCCUUUCUCCAGAUUGUCUGAUUCCUGAAUGUAAAUCCUUUUUUUAAAUAGCAGUUUGUAGUAUUUUAAAGAAAGAACAAAUCAGGUUCUAAUUACGAGCUAGCUUGAUUUUGUGUUGAUCCAGAAUUGCAUAGUGUUUAGCCGUGGCAAUUUAUUUUUCUGAGCAUGCUAUAUAAACUUGAAUUUCCCAUGUAUUUUUAUUGUGGUGUUUUAAAUGUGGGGAGGGGACUGAGCAUUUUUUAAGGGAAAAAAUGAUGUAUGCUAUAGUGGCCCCACAUGGGCCUCUGAUGUAGCUGGCAGGCCAGGUUUUCUGAAGAGCAGAGUCAUCUUUGGGCCCCUUGAUGAGAGCUAGGCCUCCACAUCAGCACUACUGAGCUGGACUCCUGGGGGAGACAGAAGCCUCGGCCUGCCUGGCUGACCUCUCCACCUCCCUCCCCUCCCCCCGGUGGACAGGGCUGAGGGAACCCUCACCUCCUCAGACUGACCCCAAGACCUCCCGCUAGGGCCCUAGGCUGUGGAGCUGUAAAUGACAGCCAUGAGGUUGUUCACUGGCCCUUAGCCAAGGCAGGAGGAGGAAGCCUCCCUCUGGCCCCUGGGUGCUGCCUCCUGGGCUCUGAUGGCCACGCUGCCUGGCCCACCUUGCAGGACCGGUUCUCCUUCCUCUUUCUCCUUCCUCCCUUCUGCUGCCUCUCUCUUCCCUCCCUCCCCCUUUUUGUUCCUUUGCCUCUUGCCUGUUCCCUAAAACUGGCCUGUGGCGCUCAGGGUCAAACAUUCAUUCUCCAGCGUGAAUGUGCCUUUUCAUUAGAGAUCUAGAAAGAAGUUCGGCUGAAACCACCCACAGUCCCCCACGACCACUCUGGUGCCUAAAGCCUCCCAUUCCCCCUCAGGUUUUUAGCAGGUGCUCCCACUUCUGGGAGGCUGACCCACAGCGGUAUCUUCCCCAAGCCCACCUCUGCUGCCAGAGGUUUUAGCCGGCCUGGGUUGAGAUGCACAAGGCAGUUCCUGCCACUGGGUGCCCUUGCUGGGUCCAGCCUGGGCUGAGGGCUUAAAAUUCAGCUUUCUAACCUCAGAGUGGACCUUACAGCUGGUGGCAGCCUGGAAACCAGCCCUCAGUGUAGAGGCUGAGCUGAUGCCUGGCCCCAGUCUGAACCUGUGCCUUUAUCACUUUGAGCAUCUCAGAUGCUAAUGUGGUUCUUUUUCCAGAAGCCUUUGUAUUGGUUACAAAUUAUUUUCCACUGCAGAAGCAGCUGGGCUAUGCAAAGAGUGUUCCUUCUGUCAGUUCCCCACUCCUUAACAGUGAUGUUGAUAAAGCCAGGAAUGUACUGUCAGGGAGUUUUGGGAAGUGCAAAGAAUGAAGGCCUCUUUUUCUAUCCCCAGAUCCUGACUUUUCCAAAGUGCCUUAGAAGAGAGGAGACAAAUAUCCUGGGUGGUAACCUCUUUGUUACUUACUUUACUCUUAAAACAAAAUUCUGACUUUUUUUUCUUUUCCUAUUGCAUUUUCUUUCAUGUUCCAUUGUAAUAGUCAAGUAUGUGGUUCAUUCUCAGGACCAAGGGAAAUCCUGCUGCACCUCUUCCCCAUUUGCUGAUCUUCCGGUGCGCUAAUGGGGUCCCAAGGUUAGGCCUGGACCUUGCCUGGUUCAUGAGAUGCUGCAGGUCCUGUUUCCUCACUGGGGAGUUCAGGGCUGAGGGUUCAGGGACCAUUUCCUUCACCUGGAAGUUGUCACCAUGAAGUUGUCAUGUGCUGUGACUUUCUCUAUUUCUGUCCAUUCUGUUGCUGGUGACCCUGUAAAGUGGCCUUUGGGAAAGAUCGGAGGGCAGAGGUGGCAUAAGAGGGUAAAGGAAAUGCUGGUGCUGACUCAGCCUGGGCAGGAUCUCUGCUGACCUGAGGGCUGGAUGUGGGGCACCCCACACGGCUGGGAGGGGAGCGUCCACCCCACACGGCUGGGAGGGGAGCGUCCCUGUCCUAGAGACCUGUUGUGCUGUGUAUUUCGAUUUCCCGUGUAUGCAAAUAUAUGUAUUUACCAUUGUAAGUGGAGGAAUGUCUGACCUUGGUGUUCAAAACAGAACUGUAUUUUUGCCUUUAAAAGCCAGUAAUAUAACGUGAAUAAAUGACCCUAUCUUUGUAA